Molecule: messenger RNA, 1557 nt
Organism: Aspergillus clavatus NRRL 1
Lineage: Eukaryota; Fungi; Ascomycota; Eurotiomycetes; Eurotiales; Aspergillaceae
Product: tetrahydrofolate synthase
Exons: 3
Coding region: 1-1557 (518 amino acids)
Biological process (GO): tetrahydrofolylpolyglutamate biosynthetic process
Cellular component (GO): mitochondrion; cytosol; cytoplasm
Molecular function (GO): ATP binding; tetrahydrofolylpolyglutamate synthase activity
Source: RefSeq, a predicted model, not a curated record
AUGGCCCGAAACUAUGAUGCCGCCAUCUCGGCACUCAAUUCGCUGCAGAGCAACUUUACAAUCAUUCAGGAGGUCAACAAAGAUCGAAAGAAUAUGAACUUACGGUCGAUCCCGGAGAUGAUUGAGUGGCUCCGGCGUAUUGGAUACAAGUCCUCCGACCUGAACCGCCUGAAUCCCGUACAUAUCGCAGGUACGAAAGGGAAGGGUUCGACAUCAGCGUUUGUCUCCUCCAUCCUGUCCCAGUACACCGCAUCCCAAUCGCCAGAACUGGAACAGUCGUCCCGAAAGCUCUCCAAGAUUGGCCUUUUUACCUCGCCUCACUUGCGAUUUGCCCGCGAGCGCAUCACCAUCGACAAUACCCCACUGUCGGAGGAAAAGUUUGCUCAAUAUUUCUUCGAGGUUUGGGACCGCUUAGAGGAAUCUGCCCGCGUGGCUGGGGAAGAUGCCGCCAGUCUGCAGACAAAGCCGCAGUACUUCCGCUAUUUGACUCUGAUGGCGUUCCAUGCGUACCUCAGCGAGGGCGUAGACGCCGCGGUCAUUGAGUGUGGGAUCGGUGGGGAGUACGACAGCACAAAUGUGAUUGAACAACCUAUCGUCAGUGCGAUCACCAGCUUGGGAAUCGAUCACACCGCUCUCCUGGGAAACACUGUAGAUGAGAUUGCCUGGCAUAAAGGUGGAAUCAUCAAGUCCGGCGCCAAAGCUUUUAGUGCUCCGCAGCCCGCCAGUGCGGAGGAGGUUCUACGCAAGCGUGCCCAGGAGAAGGGAACUCAGCUGCAGGUCGUGCCGCGGCACCCUGAUCUACGCGCUGAUGGUGACAUCAAGCUGGGUCUUGCCGGUGAUUUCCAAUAUACAAAUGCCUCCUUGGCUACUGCAGCGGCGGCCGAGUUCCUCUCGAAGUUGGGCAUUGAGAAUAUUCCUGCUGACUUUAUGGAGAAACCACUGCCACCUAAAUUCCGCAAGGGAUUGGAGUUGGCUCGAUUGGGUGGCCGAUGUGAGACUCGACGGGAGCGAGAUGUCACCUGGUACAUUGACGGUGGCCAUACCUUGGAAAGCAUCAAGUUGGCCGGUCAAUGGUUCGCUUCCCAGAUUCAGCUCAACUCUUCAUCCACUGUUGCAGCAGAGAAGAAACUGCGCCUCUUGAUCUUCAACCAACAGACUCGUGAUAGCAACGCCCUUGCUCAAGCCCUUCAUGAUACUCUCUCUGCCGCUUUAGGAUCGGAGAAACCUUUCACACAUGCAAUUUUCUGUACCAAUGUCACAUACAAGGAUGCUGGCUAUCGGCCAGACCUUGUAAGCAUCAACACAGAUGCAUCCGAUGUCGAGAGACUGCGGGUGCAAAAUAGCCUUGCGGCGAAGUGGAAUGAGAUCGAUCCCGAAGCUGAAGUGAGGGUUUUCGGGACCAUUGAGGAAGCCGUCGAAUUUGCCAGGACGCUUGCAAAUGAGGAGAGAGGCCGCAUAGGCAAUGAUGAGGCCCCUGUGAUGACCUUCGUUACAGGCAGCUUGCACUUGGUCGGUGGCUUCCUUGAUGUUAUUGAGACCAAGCCUGGUCCACAGUAA